AUGAGUUGCGACGUUCAAACACCAGCUGGUGACCACCAGAAAACGCGAUGGAAAUAUCUCGACCAGAUCCGUAACAAUGCCGGUCCUUAUACAGAUCCUGAUGCCAUUGCGCCUGAAUCACUCGAUCGAUUCGUAACAAUGAAACUUCUUGGCGCAGGUGGCCUAGGAUGCGAAAUCCUCAAGAACCUUGCCAUGUCGGGAUUCAAGAACAUUCAUGUUAUAGAUAUGGAUACAAUUGACAUCUCCAAUCUUAACCGACAAUUCCUUUUCAGGAAGGAUGACGUUGGCAAAUACAAAGCCGAAGUCGCUGCUGAAUUUGUUCAAAAGAGAGUAAAGGGCGUCACCAUCACGGCGCACAACAAUCGCAUCCAAGACUUCGAUGAGGAGUUCUAUAAGCAGUUUCAACUUGUCAUCUGUGGUCUCGACAGCAUUGAAGCCCGCCGCUGGAUUAAUGCCAUGCUUGUUGCUAUCGCCGAAGAAGGCGAGGACGCUGAUGCCUUGAAGCCUUUGAUUGAUGGCGGUACCGAAGGUUUCAAGGGUCAAGCACGAGUUAUCCUGCCCAGCAUGACCUCGUGUAUUGAAUGCCAACUCGAUAUGCACGCUCCCCGUGCCGCUGUUCCGCUAUGCACAAUUGCCUCGAUCCCUCGACAGCCCGAGCACUGCGUCGAAUGGGCUCACGUUAUUGCUUGGGAGCAAGAGAAGCCAUUCCCAAAGUUAGAUAAGGAUGACCCAGAACACGUCACUUGGUUGUUCCAAAAGGCCCUUACUCGUGCCCAGGAAUUCGGCAUCUCUGGCGUCACUUACUCCUUGACACAAGGAACUAUCAAAAACAUCAUUCCAGCCAUCGCUUCUACCAAUGCCAUCAUCGCCGCUGCAUGCUGCAACGAAGCUUUCAAGAUAGCAACGAGCUCAGCACCGUGCCUGGGGUUCGAAACAAAUUACAUGAUGUAUUCGGGCAACGACAGCAUCUACACAUACACCUUUAAGCACGAGAAAAAGGACGAUUGUCCUGUAUGUGGACGUCAAGCUCGCCCCCUUGAGGUAGAUCCCAAGGCCACACUACAAGAGUUGAUCGAGUCGUUCGCCGUUCGACCUGAAGCUCAGCUUAAGAAACCCUCGAUCCGCGCCGAAGGAAAGACCUUGUACAUGCAGUCUCCCGUAAAUUUGGAAGAACAGACGCGUCCAAACUUGAGCAAGACACUCAGCGAGCUUGGGCUCGAAGACGGACAACAGGUUGUCGUCACCGAUCCUGCAUUCCCUCUUGAAUUCAACUUCUACUUCAAAUUCAAAACAGCUUCCUGA
Fusarium venenatum is the source of this 1302-nucleotide messenger RNA. The record is from RefSeq and is a predicted model, not a curated record. NCBI's taxonomy places the organism in Eukaryota, Fungi, Ascomycota, Sordariomycetes, Hypocreales, Nectriaceae.